AUGCCGCUGGCACUGCUGCUCCCAUCGCAUCCCAAGGGGUGCCAGAGGCAGCAUCCCACAGGCAGCUCAGCCCAGAGCCAAGGGCUGCUGCGAGGACAACACCUUGCCGAGCCCGAGGGAGACCCCAGGCACCAACCGAGCCCCGAGGAAAGCAGCCCUGGGUACCCCGUGCCAGGCCAGCGCUUACCGGUCAUUGCCAAGCCCAUCACCACCUACACCAUCUGCCACAAGCAGCUCCUGGCACAGCUGGCAGCUCCUGGCCUGGACAGAUUCACUCUGUUAUGGAGCCAGCCCACAGGGGAAAAACGAGGGCUGGGCGCCUGGCACGGCACAGCUCGGCACCCUGCUCGGCGCCCGCCGAGGAUGCUGAGCGGGCAUGGCCCCUGCACCGCAGCCCUGGCGCUCUGCCUGGCACUGCUGCUCAGCCGGCCGGCGGACGGUAAGAAGCUGGAAGCACCCAGGGCUGUGCGCUUCGAGGCAGAGAUUGGGCAUCACCUGCUGCGCUGGGAGCCCGGGCACAAUGCCUCUGGGCACAUCCAGUACCAAGUGGAGCACAAAGUCUAUCGCACUAAUGCUUCCUGGGCACCCAUCCCAGCCUGUGUGAACAUCUCAGGGCACUCCUGUGACCUCACCUGCUACACCUGGGAUGCUGCCUGCCGCUACCAUGCACGGGUCAGGGCUGUGGCUGGCAGCCACAUGUCCCCGUGGCAGAGGAGCAGCAUUUUCUCCCCAAAAGAAGCCAGUCUGCGCCUGCCAGGCAAGAGACUCUCAGUGAGGGGCAACAGCAUCCAUGUGCAGCUGCAGCUGCAGUUCUGGGUGGGCAACUGCACCUUCAGGCUGGAGGACAUCCACCCACACUUGAUGCGCUACUGGGUGCACGUCAGGACACAGGACAGUAAGGAGUACAAAGUGAUGAAGACCACUCCAGAGUUCAACAUCAGCAGCCUGCUGUGGGCCACGCAGUACUGCCUGAGUGUGGAGCCCGAGGUGGCCAGCAGGAGCCUCCCCACCAGGCGCACCGGCGAGCAGUGCAUCACCACCGGCCACGGCCACCGCAGCUUGGAGCUUGUCCCGACCAUCAGCAGCUCCUUCUUCAUCACCCUCUUGCUCUUGGGGCUUCUGGGGCUGCUGCUGGUGUGCACCUACAUCAAGAAACCUGUGAGGCCACCAUCUGUCCUGAAAUCCUUCAUAAAGCAGAGCUCACUCUGGAUGGAGGAAUCAUCCUCAUCCCUGGGCAGCCCAGACCCUAUCCAGCAGCUCUUCCUCUGCCAGAAGGAGUCCCAGCAGGAGAGUGGCCCCAGCAACAGCACCAGCAUGGCCCAGCUGCUUCUGGAGGAGGGCUGGAGGCUCCCAGCGUGGCCUGAGGACCAGACGUGCUUGCUGGGACUGGGGGCCAUGGGCAGCAGAGACAGCAGCUGCACCAGCACUGACAGUGGCAUUUGCCUGCACUCCUCCUCCUCCUCCCAGCUCAGCUGCUCCUCCAGCCCCGAGCCCCAGGGCUACAAGCAGCAGGAGCCCCCCAGUGAUGACAGUGGUGUGGGUUUGGGCAUCCCUGGCCCCACACACUGCUGGGACAGUGGGAAGGUGAAUCCCACAGAGGCCAAGCAGCCCCCAGGCCAGGAGCUCAGCCUCUGCCCCGCUGCCAGCCAGGACUGUGGGCACAGCGUGGAGUUCCAUGGUUACCUGCAGCAGUCCAAGGGCACAGUGGAGCCAAGGCAGGACCCAGCCAUGGGGCUGCCCUCCUGGGGCUGGGCAGGGUCCCUGCAGGGCAGCAGGGAUGCUGUGCUGGGUGUUGAGAGCUCCAAGCUGGCCGUGGUCAAGGGGUACUUGAAACAGUCCUCUCCUGAGCAUCCCCACGGCCCUGCACAGGACCUUGCUCCAUGGAGGGUCCCCUGGCAGCCCACAGCCUGGGAUUUGGCCAGCCAGGUGGGGCCUCAAGCCCCCACACUGCUGAGCUACGAGGCUGCAGCUGCUCCCUUGGCCUCCAAAGCUGGCCCUGAGCUCCCAAAGUCUCCUUUUGACCUGAGCACCUUCAACACUGACCUCCUGGGGACACUGCCCCUCCUCUCCAGCCUUGGCACCAGCAAGUGUCUCGAGGUGCAGAUGAACCCCCUGAGCCUGCUGAGUGGGGGCAGCAAGGACAGCUGCCUGUGAGCCAGCCCUGUGCCAGGAGCCCACCAGCCCUGCAUGCCAACACAACUACCUCUUCUAGCCACUGCCCAUGGGGAGCAGCUGCUCUGAUAAGCUACUGUCAGUCCCUGACUGGCACUGCACCGAGCUGAGUGGUGCCCAGGAAGUGCCAGUUUGCCUCUUUCUGAGGCUGCUUUGGCCCUGGGCCCACUGUGGCCAGCCCCCAGCACAACCUGCACUUUCCCUCCAGCCAAUCUGUGAGGUAAAGCUAACAAGACAAGGGACCAGGCUGUGCUGGAGGGGCUUGUCCCCACCCUGUCUGACCACCAAACCCAAGGAUCACAGGAUACUGAGGCCAAGGAUAUUGGUCCCCAUCAUCCCUGACAAGCAAGCCCAAGGAAACUGGGCUGUUUCCAAGGGGUGACCCUGCUUUGUCUGCCCUCCCAGCAGCCCAGUGCAGGGGCUCCCAGCCCUGGACUCAGAGCCACCCCUGGGGCUGAGAACAUCCUUGAGUUUCCCCGGGGCAGUGCCUCCAGCUGACGCCGAUGCUGCGAUGCCACCCAAAGCUUUCACAACACAGGCACCGAAAGUGAGCUGCAGCCUGAUGUCAGCCACCCUGCUGCUAGGAGCUUGCAGCUCCCACCCUGGCUGGCUGCACUUGGAGUGAGCAAAGGACCUUCCUGACCCUAGAGAGACCUUUCAGCCUUCAGCCCUGAUGGCAAAGGCCUCAGGGUGCUGGCUGAGCUCUCUGAUGGGGUGCAGGAUAGGCGCAGCAGCUGCUGUGUGACCCUGCCCACACUGUGCUCCCUGUGCCAAACUCUUGCAGACAGGACAUUAUUUAUUCUAUUUAAUGUGUAAAUACAGCCAGGAUGUGGUCUGAUGCCUUUGGUCCACUCAUUUGUACAUCCUCUGCUGAGGUCAAGCUGUGCUUUCCGUUUUCAGAUGGGGGCUGUCCCCUCCUCCCCCCUGCAGGGGACAAUGUAAGCUGCCUCUGCCUCACAGGAGGAAGAGCUGGGGGGAAAAAGGAGAACAAAACUUCCCCACUUCAAGAGUUUCACUCUCAGCUGAGGGCCAGGGCAGCUGUCCCAGGUGGAUGUUGUGUUGUGGGAAAGGACCUGAACAGCUCACGGUGAUGUCCUGAGUGGGGGGGAGGGGUGCAGUGGCUGUGCAGCAUCCCACGGGGACCACAGGCCAGGGGAGGACAGGAAGCACCCUCAGAGCAGAGCAGCACCAGGCCCAACAAGGAGGUGUAGCAACAGCUUCUGUCAGAAUGGAAAGAACAUGAGAUGGGAAGGACUUACCAGGAGCUACCUCUGGGCACUGCCAGGUCACCAGGGAGGUUCUUUCCAGCAGUCAGUUGCUUUCCCAGAACCUUCACAGGCAGCACAGUUC
This is a messenger RNA of Pogoniulus pusillus (Red-fronted tinkerbird), 3522 nucleotides long. RefSeq names its product interleukin 10 receptor subunit alpha (gene IL10RA). The record is from RefSeq and is a predicted model, not a curated record. Gene Ontology annotation, molecular function: protein binding; cytokine receptor activity. The transcript is spliced from 9 exons. The coding region runs from base 1 to 2154 and encodes 717 amino acids. Gene Ontology annotation, biological process: cytokine-mediated signaling pathway. NCBI's taxonomy places the organism in Eukaryota, Metazoa, Chordata, Aves, Piciformes, Lybiidae. Gene Ontology annotation, cellular component: plasma membrane.